AUGUCCUCAGUCAAAGGCCACGCGCCUCCUCCGACGGAGACUAGCCUUCUGCUACUCCCCGAUCCUCCCACGCCCGGUCCUCCUCACGAUCCCGCCAAGGGUCCCCCUCGGCCCUUCCCCACGACGCAGAUCCUGCUCCUCUGCUACGCGCGCCUCAUGGAGCCCGUCGCCUUCUUCUCCAUCUUCCCGUACAUCGCCGCCAUGGUGCGCUCCCGCGCGCGCCUCCCCUCCGCCGCCUCCGUCGGCUUCUACGCCGGUCUCGUCGAGGCCGUCUUCUCCGUCGCCCAGUCCCUCGCGCUGCUGCCCUGGGGCGCCCUCGCCGACCGCCUCGGCCGCCGGCCCGCCCUCCUCGCCUGCCUCACCGGCAUGGCCCUCGGCCCCGCCCUGUUCGGCCUCUCCGCAAACCUGUGGCAGAUGCUGGCGUUCCGCGCGCUGACCGGCGCGUUCUCCGGGGCGAACCUGAUCAUCCGCACGAUGAUCGCGGAGCUGUCCGAGGGUGUCGGCGGCGGCAGCGGGGCGCAGGCGAGGGCAUUUUCGUGGUACGCGAUUGCGGGGAACUUGGGAGUUGUCUGCGGGCCGGUCAUCGGCGGCGCGCUGGUCGACCCCCCCUCCGAGCUCCUCGGACGCGUCCCUUUCUUCGAGACGCACCCGUACGCGCUGCCGGGCUUCGUCGUCGGCGGCCUGGGCAUGACGGCGCUCAUCAGCUCCUUUCUGUUCCUCGAGGAGACGUGGGACGACCCUUCCUCCUGCCUGUCGUCCGCCUCCUCUUCCUCCUCCUCCUCCUCCGACCAGGAACGCGAGGCGAUGACCACGGCGCAGCUCUUGAAGGACCGUAGGGUGCUACCCGUGCUCGGCGUCUUCACCUACGUCAUGGCGCUCUCGUACGCGUUCAACUCCGUGCUCCCGGUCUACCUGUACACGCCCGUGGCCCUCGGCGGCGCCGGCUUCGCGCCCGCCUCCAUCACCGCGUACAUGACCACCAUGGGCGCCAGCACGGCCGCCUGGAUGCUGCUCGCAUUCCCGCCCCUCCAGCGGCGGUUCCAGACGAGGGGGGUCCUGCGGCUCUGCGCCUACGCCUGGCCCAUCUUCCUAGCCGGGUACGUGCUGAUGAGCGCCGCCCUGCGCGCGGGGGACGAGGCCUUGUCCUGGGUCGCCUGGACGGCGAACCUGGCGCUCGGCUCGGGCAUCUGGAUGGCCUUCUCGGGCGUGCAGCUGGCGGUCAACGAGGCGAGCCCGAGUCGGAGGGUUCUGGGCAAGGUCAACUCGAUGGCGGAGAUUUGCGCGAGCGUGAGCAGAACCCUGGCGCCACCGCCGUCCACGUCGCUGUUUGCCGUGGGGGUCGGCGGCCAGAUCCUGGGGGGCUACCUCGUCUGGGUCGUCAUGAUGGUGCUGGCACUCGGUCUACCCGUCGCCUUGCAUUGGUUUCCAGCUGUCAAGGCCCGGCUAUGA
Cordyceps fumosorosea ARSEF 2679 is the source of this 1449-nucleotide messenger RNA. RefSeq names its product Major facilitator superfamily transporter. Gene Ontology annotation, biological process: transmembrane transport. Lineage: Eukaryota; Fungi; Ascomycota; Sordariomycetes; Hypocreales; Cordycipitaceae. Bases 1 to 1449 code for a protein of 482 amino acids. Gene Ontology annotation, molecular function: transmembrane transporter activity. The record is from RefSeq and is a predicted model, not a curated record. The transcript has a single exon.